AUUUAACUGGAAUGUUAUUGUGUCUUAAUUGUUGAUUAAUUGAUUUCUUUUCUAUUUAUUCCUCAUUUUAAUUGUUGUCUCUCUUUCUCCCUCUCUCUUUGGGAGUGUCUCGAUCUCUGAUCAUCAUCUCUUUUUCUCUUGAUCUUCGCCUUCCAUUGAAUCUCUUUUCUAUUUUCGUGUCUUCAUCAUUACUGUUUUUAUCUCUUUCUUUUUUCUCUCUCAUUCGUAUUUUGAUUCUUUCAUUUGAUCGAAAUCGGUGAAAUCAGUUGUUGAUUUCAAUAGAUAUUCUCAUCUGUUGUUACCUUGGCCUUUUUCUGCAAUUACUCUUGGUCUUUACGCUGUAUCUGUGUGUCGAUUGUAUUUGAUCAUCUAAAUCAUGGGAACUUUAGAUGAUAAAUUGUUGGGUGAAAAGAAACAUUAUUACUGUGAUAGUGAUGAUGAUGAAAGAGAUGAUAAUGAUGAUCGACGAUCUGGAAUAUUUGGAGCCAGUGGGGGACAAUCACGUUCCAUGGGAUAUGCUAAUCAAAUUCAAUCACCUCUCUCACCUACUGAGCCUUAUUCAACCAAUACUGGACCAAAAGGAGUUCUCAAUGACUUCAAGAGAUAUCAAGAGUUGAAACAAGAGAGAAAACGUUCAGAAGAAUUGAGUAAAUUAAAGUUAAUGGAGAAAUUGUCAAUGUCUUGUAAAACCUACAAUGAAGAAUUGGAAGAAAAGAAACAACAAGAGAUUGUCCAAGAUGAAUUGGAUAAGCUGAUGACCGAUGAUUCUGAUCCUUUUCUCAAUGAAUAUAUGAAAAAGCGAAUGUCCGAAAUGAUGGAGGAAGUUGAAGCUAAUCGAUCCGUUCGAAAGUCUGGAAAACUAAUCAGAUUGACCAAAGGUGAAGAUUUUCUCGAAGCCAUUGAAAAGGAAGCCAAAGAUGUUCUUGUAAUUUGUCACAUUGCCAAUGAAUCUAAUGAAGGAUGUGUAGCUAUGAAUGGUUGCCUCCAGUGUUUAGCAUCCAAAUAUCCAUUUAUCAAAUUCUGUGCCCUCGAUGCCCGAUCAGCCGGAAUGAGUGAACGUUUCAAGAAACAAGGAGUUCCUGCCUUAUUGAUUUAUAAGAACGGAAAUCUAGUUGGAAAUUUUGUUCGUCUCACUGAUGAAUUUGGUGAAGAUUUUUAUGCCUCUGAUGUAGAAUCUUUUCUCAUCGAACAUGGAUUCUUACCUGAUAAAACUUUGGUACCAGAAUUGAUGAAGAAGAAACAAAAUCGUGAUGCCAAUCAAGAUUCUGACGAUGAUGAUGAUUGUUGAUGGAACCAUGGAACUUCCAGUUUGGCUUCAGUCAUUCUCAUCUUGUUGCUAUACAAUUUUUAAGUGAUUCUAAUUGUAAUACUUAAUCUAAUAGAACUCAUUCCAUAUGAUAUUCCAAUUAAGUUGAACAAUUUUCAGCUUCCUAUCACAUAUCUUACUCCAUAUUCACUAUCUUCGUAUUCACCAUCGUUUUUUAAUGUUCAGGGUUAGUAAACCCACUUUUUAUCAUCCACUGGAGGUGAAAGACAUUAAGAUCAAUUUGAUAGCAAUUCGAUUCUAUUAAUGUCAUUACCUUAAUUAUCUUUAAGUUUCACCACGAUAACCAAAUGUUUGAUCAUUUUAUUUGAACAAAAUUAAUAAAAACUCUACUAACAUUUCAAUCUGUUAA
This is a messenger RNA of Panonychus citri (citrus red mite), 1676 nucleotides long. Its product is annotated as phosducin-like protein. NCBI's taxonomy places the organism in Eukaryota, Metazoa, Arthropoda, Arachnida, Trombidiformes, Tetranychidae. The record is from RefSeq and is a predicted model, not a curated record. Bases 377 to 1288 code for a protein of 303 amino acids. The transcript has 2 exons. Gene Ontology annotation, biological process: regulation of G protein-coupled receptor signaling pathway.